GUCCUUGAAGUUUCUAUGUAUGGCUUCGAAGGAAUGAGCUGCACAGGUGAGGUUGGCAUCUCACCAGUCUUGCUGCAGGUUAUUUCACAUACCCUUACAUCUUCUGAGGUGAAUUCUGAAAAUUGUCUAAACAAUAAUUCUCAUGAAAAACACCGCGACACCAGUGGAUUCAGAUUACAGGAAUGCAAAUCGAAGGAUAUUAAGCCUAAUAUCUUGCAGGUCAAUGCAAACCAAAAUUCUGAGAAGAAAAUACUCCCUAUUCUACAUGGGCUACACCAACCCACAGAAUCUCUCAUCAGUCAAGUUCAAAUGGAUUCUAAUGGCAUCACAGAAAAUGUCACGGAGACCACUCCAGAUCUAAAGGCAAUGCUUAAACUAAAACUUGAUCAGGGAGCAAAUGUGAAACCCAAUUCAAAUUCAGUGUUAUUCUCACAGAGUGACCCAAAUGUUGUAAAUGUAUUUACAGCAAUAAACAACAAUGAGAAUAAAAGCAAGAAUCUGGUUUUUGAAUUAAAUCAAACCAUUAAGAUUGAUGGAGUGAAGUGUGGUGAACAUGAAGAGGUUAUAGUGUGUUUCAAUCGAGACAGUUCUUCAGUGCCAUCUCCUGAUAAUGAUGUUAUAGUCUCAGACUCUGACAGCGGCAUUGUAGAUGCCUCCAAGAAAAGACAUUUACCUCCAACAAGCGAUCAGGAAUCACAGUCUUCUCCAUUGAAGUAUACUCGUCUUGAAGAAGAUGAAAGUGGCAGAGGAGAUGAGGAAAACAGCAACAGUACCUCACAGUCUGCCUCUAACAUUCAUGCAGUCUAUAUUCAUCCAGAAGAAAUUGUAUCUUUAAAAAUUCCAGUUUCUUCAGUGACCAAUAGCAAUUCUCCAUCUAAAGAUGCCAUAGACAAAGAAAAUUGUCCAAUCUGUAGUGACAAAGUAUCUGGUUACCAUUAUGGUAUCUUCUCUUGUGAAAGUUGUAAAGGGUUCUUCAAGCGUACUGUACAGAACAAAAAAGUAUAUCAGUGUCAUCAGAAAAACUGUUGUGAGAUAAAUGUCUACAAUCGAAAGAAAUGUCCUGCUUGUCGGUUUAAUAAAUGUCUUGAAAGUGGUAUGUUAUUGGAAGCUAUCCGUCUUGAUCGUACACGUGGUGGUAGAAGUUCAUAUGAUGGCUGUUCACCGCAUGGUCGUACACGUGAUAUUGUUGACAAACAGAAACUUCAGAAAUUGACCACAGUGAAACCCAACAGUCAUCAUCAACAACAGCAGCAUUCCCAACGGUCAGUGACCAUUCCAAAUAUGGCAAUACAGAAAGUUGGUCAGAACAAGGCUAGUCAGCUUGUUGCUAUACUAAGCCGUAACAGUAGUUCUGAUGACAAAAAACCUUUUGUUCCACAGAUUCUUACAGACAUUAUGAAUUUAGAAUCAUUACUCUGUGAUGAUGAACCAAACACUCAAAUUCUAUUGGAAGACCCAACAAGUUACACUUCUCUGAUGCAAAUCACUGAAGAUCGUCUUUACAAAAUUGUACGCUGGGCCAGGAAUCUUUCUCAGUUUGCAUCAAUUUCUACUGAUGAUCAAAUACUGCUACUUCAGAAUUGUUGGUCAGAUCUUCUUCUGCUAGAGUGCUGUUACCGAUCUAAAGAGAAACCAUCUGAAAUCCGCCUUGCUCAAGGAGCCACUCUUUCAGUGAAAACAGCAAAAUCUCUUGGUCUGGGCAGUGUAGUGUCAAUGGUUGUUGAGUUAGCUGAGCAGUUAAACCGACUUAAAGUAGAUCUUUAUGAAUUUGUUGGUCUGAAAGUAUUGGUGCUCAUCACUCCAGAUGUAAAGGGUUUGAAACAUCCAGAAACAAUCAGAGAACAUCAAGAAAAGCUAUGUGAAGCAUUGGAUAUGUACACGGGUAGCCAUUACCCUCAACAUCCAAACAAAUUUGGAGAAAUGAUCCUUACUUUGCCCAUCUUGUCUCGUAUCAGCAUUAAAGGAAAAGAACUCAUAACAGACACUCAGCUUAAUGACAUUUCAUCAUAUGGGCUUCUCUAUGAACUGCUGAAGGGGGAGAAUGCUACUAAAGAAUCUCAUAGCACUCCAGAAAAUACUUGAAACAUUGCAGAUUGAAAUUCAAUUUGUUUUUAUUCCUGUUACAGUUUGGUUCUCUAAUGGGUUUUUUUUUUUUUUUAUCUCUUCAAACUGUCGCUGUCGAUAAUUAUAUCAUGUCACUUCAAAAUAUUCCUAUGGGCAAAAAUCUCACCACCUCAUUUUUGUAAUAUUUUUUGACUGUAAAAUGCGUGUGUGUGUGUGUGUGUGUGUGUGUGUGUGUGUGUGUGUGUGUGUGUGUGUGUGUGUGUGUUGCAACUUUGUUUAUCACUGCUUAAUUAUUUUACAAAUUUCUCUACUGAAAAUUAUUUAUGUUCAUAAUUUCCAUAAUGUAAUGACUUAUGUUUUUUUUUUCUGUCAUUAAUUAUUAUUAUUAUUUAAUGAAGAUUAUUUUCCAAAUGUAGCAGUGUUGUGAUUCACCAAACAUUCGUAACGAGUAAAUUUCUUAUUUAGAGGGCUAGUCUAAAUACUUUAAAAACAAAAAAAUUAGAUGCUUUUUUUUUUUAGCCACCAAAUUGAGUUUUUAAUAGACAAAUUUUAGUGGAUUUCUAUUUUUUUGUUUAGAGGAAUUAUUGAUUAGUAUUUUGUUUGUUUUUAUAAAAUGAAUUCUGUAUUUGUUUUAGUCUAGUAUUGUAAUCAUUAAAAAAAAACAAAACAAAAAAAACUCAACUCUCAUUUCUCUGCCACCACAUUUCAUAUAACCUUAUGUCUGAGAGGCUUCUUUCCCUAAUGUCAAAUUAAACUGUGGUUUAAAAUCAGUUUCUUUUAAAUAAAUCAGGUAAUUAAUAUUCAGAAAUAACUAUUGAAUUUUAAAUGAUCUGACAUUAGUACACAAGUGUCUUGAAGGUUAAGUUUCCAGGCAAGAGAAAUUAUUGUAAAAUAUAUCAUGUAAAUACAUUUGAGAAGCUUACGGUAAUGUUCUUGUGAUAAAUUCGUUUAAAUGAAAAUUUAUAAUUUCAUAUGCGCAUACAUGAGGGGGUUUUUUGUUUCGUUUUGUAUUUUUUUUUUCUCUCGACUAAAAUAUCUUCCCAAUUUGGUUGAAGGUCAGAGCUGGAAUCUGUACAGUUUUAUCAACAUUUUAAGCUUGAUUGGUGCAAAAGAGUGAAAAAGUGAAUUAAAAUGUCAACAUUUGUCAUUGGCAAUCAUUCAGAUACAAAAAUAUAUCAUCAGUUUUCAUUUUAAACUAUAUUUUUAUGAUUCAGACAUUUUUUUAAAAGUCAGUGUUUAGAAAUUUUGGGAAUCCAAAUGGGAAAAAUGGUCAAACUCGCUCACAAAUUAAGAAAAGUAAAAAUGUGUUUCUGCAAAAACCAAAAAUAUAAAAAAAGAAAAAAGAUGGCAGUGAUCAGUUUCAUUUUCUGUUGCCAUGGUUGCAUGUAUUUUUAUGAAACUCACCUGCAUUUUUAAUUAUCUAUACACACAAACAUGCAUGUAUGUGUGAGAGAGAGAGUGUGUGUGUGAGUGACAGGAUGAGAGAAAAUUUGUACAGUGUCCCUAACAUACAUUUUUAUUAUUUCAACUUAUAAAUGAUCUAAAACCCUAAUCUUUCCACAGUAAAUAACAGAAUGUUACUUGAAACAAUUUAUAAAAUCUCAGUCGGGAUUUUUUUCUCAUUUUUUUUUUUACAUUGUCAAACUCAGCUCUAACUUUGUAAAAGUUCUGAGGCUUUAUAAAAAGUAAAAACAAUACAAAAAAAAAUCAAAUGAAAAAAUUUGAUUAUAUUUUUAUGGUUAGAAAAUAAAUUCAAUAUUAUUUCUAUACAUGUCCUUGGUUCCCCCAUAUAAUUACUGAACAUCACAGUACUGUUUGUAAAUCUUACAGCAUUAUACUGGUUAUUUUAUAUGGUCAAUUGUAAAUUAACAGUUUGUGUUAGACAAAACCCAGGCAGUUUUCCUUCAACAGAUUUAUGGCACAAAUAUAUCUGAUCAAGAAAAAACAUUUAAUUGGUGUAUCUAGCUUUGGCUGUUCUAUUUCUAUCAUGGCUAUUCUGAUUUAAGACUUUAAAACAUUUUGAAGAAUGUGUGGAGUUUGUUGGUUGCUACAUCAAGCAGCUGAAAUAAGUGUAAAAGCCAUCUUGCUAGUUUAUCUAUCUCUUCAAUUAGCUGGCUAAUAGGCUUCAGAAACUAAACGUAAGUAGUUUCAAUCCUAUUUGAUGACAGCUAAAAUGUUAUUUACUCAUCCUACUGAUGUCAGGAUGGAAAGUGGAUAUUAGAUAAUGAUAAUGAUGAUCUAUUGGCCAUAGAAAACUCUAAAACACUUUCUCUUCCAAGUCAGUGAAGUUCAGUUCAUAGUAUACAAAUUAACAUUCACUGUGAGGCCUUGCAGCAGUCGUAGGUUAGGAGUUACAUUGCUUUGCUUUGAACUAUUGUUCAAGGUCAUUUACAGUAACUGCAGAUAUUAUUAUUAUAGCGGCAAGCUGCCAGAAUCGUCAGCACACCAGGCAAAAUGCUCAGCGGCAUUUCGUCUGUCCUUACAUUCUGAGUUCAAAUUCCACCAAGCUCGACUUUGCCUUUUAUCCUUUCAGGGUCAAUUAAUUAAGUACCAGUAUAACACUGGGGGAGGUCGAUGUAAUCAGCUAGUCCCCUCCUCCACAAAAUUUCAGGCCUUGUGUCUUUAGUAGAAAGGAUUAUUAUUUAUUAUUAUUAUUAUACAAACUUGUCCUGUUAACAUCAUUAUAUUUUAUUGAAUUCAAAUUGAAUAUUUGAUGACCAUUUGAAUUUGGAAUGAUUUGAUUAAACAGCCAUAAAAUUAUGUUAAGUUCCCAGAAAACUGUAUUUACAAUACAGAUUCACUCUAUUAAUAUGGUUUUCUUUUAACUUCUUUGUACCUAUAAUUUCCAGCCACAGUCAGUAGCAUGGAAGGUAAUGGCUACGCUGGGCUGGCUGGUCCAUGGCACAUUUACAUGAACAUAAAGACUAUGGUUGUGACCCAACAACACACUAAUGGUUAGAGGACAUUUUAGUUGAAUUUUUGGAUAAUGAACAGCUGUUAGAACUAAUAGUUAGUUAACUAGAAUUGCUGAGUGGAAACUAUAGCCUAUAAAAUUACUUCUUUUUUUUUUCAAUGUAGAAGAGAUAUGGGUAUAUUAUUAAUAAUUUCCUUAAAUAUUAGAAUUAUUGUUCAGCUAGAGCAAGAGUUGGCAAACCAGGGUAAAUUACCCCAAGUGGGGGUAAAAAUGAAAUUCUUGGAGGUAAUGAGGACUCAUUAGACAUAAGUAAAAUUAUAUAAAAAAUGUGUUCCUUGUUACGAGAGAAAUUUUUCUUCUGGCAACACUGCUUCUGUCCAAUGUAAUGGACAUGUAAAUCGAUUCAAUAAACCUUUUGAAUUCAAAGAAUCUAGGAUUUUCUUCCAUUCAAAUCAAGGAGGUAAAAUCGGCGUAAAUAUAUUUUGGGUUAAUUGGUUAAAAAAAGUUCCCCGACCCCUGAGCUAGAGAAUGAAAUGAGGAAAUAUAACAGAUAAAUCAAAUAUGAUGUUUAAUAGAGAAUGUUGAGAGAACACAAUAAUAAAAAAGGUAACUAAGAAACUGUUUCAUAGGGAAAUGUAUUUCAACAUACCUAGAGUUUUAGGUAUCAGACUUGAAAAUUCUGGUAAAGCAGUGGACCCAAGGAUGGAGUUACACAUGUCAAAAUGUGUGUCAAAUAAGAAAUACCGCCAAUAACCAGUCAAGAGAGCCUCUCUAGGGUUACCCAACUUGCAAGAAAUAGAAGUGAAAUCUCACAUUGUGCUUGAAAAAAAUGAUGGGAUGGUCAUGUUUGGAGCAUCUUGAUCGUAAAUCUGAAUCUUUUCUUGUCCAACCAUGACUGGGAAUGAACAAUUUUCAUAUAAGUCAUACUUUGCUUAGUGUUUAGAAUGUCAUCCAUAACUCAACUAUUUCUCUUUUGUUUUAUAAAAUAAAAACAUGGCUGUCCAUACGUUAAUGAAGAUUUAUAGGUUUGAAUAACCAGUUUUAUGACAUUUUGUAAUAAAGUUUAAAUAACUAGAUAUUGCCUUAAAUGGCUUUGAUCGAUGGAAACAAAUUAUGGAAGCAAUUUUUAACUGUGGUCAUAAACACGUCAUUUUUGUAUUUCAUUUUGGUUCUUUUUCUUUUUUUUAAAUUAACAAUAUCAUUCCUAUUUAAAGAUUUUCUGAAAUACUUUCUAAUCUUAUAAAAUAAGUAGAGUUAUAAAUAUUUCACUAUGUUUGUAUAGUGUUUUCUAUUUACUAAUACAUAUAAUAGUGGUUCGUUGUGACUAGGUACAAAACGAUGUUAAUAAACAAAAUUAAAGGUGACUGACCUAAGAUGAUGACCAAUUGUAAUCAAAUUUUACAAUGGAUUAAAUUAGUUGGAAAUUCUUAACUUGAUUAAGGUUUAAACAUAGUUCAGUAUAUUAUACAAGAUAAAUGGAGCUUAGUGUGUUGUCAGAAGAAAGAAGUGUUCCAAAGUUGAACUUCCUAAACCAAAUUCUAUAUUUUUUCUAACCACGUUUUGUGUGUGCAUGUAUUGUGUCAAGAAGAAGUAGAAGGUGUUUGUAAUUUUCUUAUUUGUCAGAAAAUAAUCAAGAAUUCCUUUUAUAAAUCAUUUGUAUUUCUGUACGUAUGGUUGAGUUAUGUAAACCGCUGUCUACUCUAUGGAAUUAAAGAUUUGUUUGUUUUUUUUUA
This is a messenger RNA of Octopus bimaculoides (California two-spot octopus), 6711 nucleotides long. RefSeq names its product steroidogenic factor 1. Gene Ontology annotation, biological process: regulation of DNA-templated transcription. Lineage: Eukaryota; Metazoa; Mollusca; Cephalopoda; Octopoda; Octopodidae. Gene Ontology annotation, molecular function: zinc ion binding; sequence-specific DNA binding; nuclear receptor activity. The record is from RefSeq and is a predicted model, not a curated record.